AUGUCUCAACAAUCAAUUCCAACAACUUUUGACCAGUUCCUGGCAUCGCCAUUCGAACGCACUGUGGCCUUGUUAAGACCAAAUAAGGAGAUCAAGCAGUAUAUCAACUUCCAGGUUGCAAAGGUCACUAACUUGAUCAAUUCUCAAUUGACCCCGGCAAGGGUCGUGAAGGGUGGCUCCAAUGGCAAGGGUACCAAUCUGAUUGAUCGCAUGGAGGUUGACCUGGUUGUGCUCUUCAACGAUCUCGCGCCAACUGAAGCUGCCAUCACAGACAAGGUGAACAAGUUGGCUGAUUGUCUAAAGAAGGGACUCAACAUCCAGAAUGUCGAGCCUGGCAUCUACUAUGAGCACAAGAGUCAGCGUGACCAGGUGAUCACACGUAUCCGUUCGGUCAAACUCGAGUACAAGGGCAUCAAGUUUGACGUGUUGCCCGCACCCCUGCUCAAGAAUGGCUUCAUGUCCUUCACCACCAUGGAUCCCAAGACUGAGAUACCCUUUGCGUCAGCUGCCGCGUCACCACUCCAGGUCGAGUUCAUCAAACAGCAGCCGGCCAACUACAAGGAUCUCGUGCGUCUGGUCAAAUGCUGGCGCAACUUGAGUGAUUGGAAGUGGGACAAGUCAACGACGCCAUCAUCAUACUUGAUUGAGUUAGUCACACUCAAGGUGUUUGAAGAUAUGAUGACCACCAGCAAGUCACUUGUGGUGGAGGCUGCCUUUGCCAAAGUACUUGGACUGCUGGCUCAGCCAACGAUCGAGGUGUAUUGGCCACAGUUCUAUGUCAAGACUUGGAAGAAUGCGGCACAGUCGCAUCAAGGUCGACUAGUUGUCGAUCCCGCCAAUCCAACAAACAAUGUUGCCGAGGCUGUUACAGACUGGAAGUGGACCGUUGAGUACUCCAACUUCACUCUAAAAAGAUUGGUGGAACCAACCUCUUCAACUCCAUCAAAAGAUGGAUCAGAGUCAUGGUUGUACACUAUUGCCAUGGAGAAUAAUGAUAUGAAGAAGAAGUUGGAGAGUACUUUGGCAAAGGUUGAUGUCCAGAACCAAACAAUCACAGCUCAGGCCAAGUUGAUCACAGACUUGACUACCAGGCUUGAUGCCCAGGCCAAGAUUACCACCGACCUCACAACCAGAUGCACGUGGAUGGAGAACUAUUUGGCGGCCUCCAGGCCGGCAGUCUGUGAAACCUCAUUCAAUGGGAUGCCAAACACCAUCCCUAAAGCCUAUAGCGAGUUCACCAUGGAUGCUGUAUUCUCAAACAAAAAAUCGUGCAUUAUGGAUGGAAUACUUUGUAGCGCGACCUUGGGCAGUCAAGUGGACAAAGAUGGACAGUGUCCUCUGACAGUAUGGGUUGAGAAGCCUAGACGCAUUAAGAUGGUCUAUAAGCCAUCGGGUAUCUACUAUGAGUGUAAGGAAGCUGUUGGACCUUCACUAGUUAUAAGGUUCAAAUUGGAGAUGAGUUACCACAAUAAUUAUGGAUCGUUUGCUAUUACUUUCAUCAAAUAA
Messenger RNA from Acytostelium subglobosum LB1, 1506 nucleotides. RefSeq lists its product as hypothetical. The transcript has a single exon. Lineage: Eukaryota; Evosea; Eumycetozoa; Acytosteliales; Acytosteliaceae. The coding region runs from base 1 to 1506 and encodes 501 amino acids. Gene Ontology annotation, biological process: regulation of ribonuclease activity. Gene Ontology annotation, cellular component: membrane; nucleoplasm; cytosol. The record is from RefSeq and is a predicted model, not a curated record. Gene Ontology annotation, molecular function: double-stranded RNA binding; 2'-5'-oligoadenylate synthetase activity.